Messenger RNA from Symsagittifera roscoffensis, 3173 nucleotides. RefSeq lists its product as uncharacterized. Gene Ontology annotation, biological process: peptidyl-serine phosphorylation; peptidyl-threonine phosphorylation. NCBI's taxonomy places the organism in Eukaryota, Metazoa, Xenacoelomorpha, Acoela, Convolutidae. The transcript has 6 exons. The coding region runs from base 1988 to 3076 and encodes 362 amino acids. Gene Ontology annotation, molecular function: ATP binding; protein serine/threonine kinase activity. The record is from RefSeq and is a predicted model, not a curated record.
UUAGUUUGUUCAUGCAACCAGAAGCGAUUUUAAGACAGACAUUUAUUAUUUCAGGGGUGGUCGAACUUUACCUGACUUCGAAUAUAAUAUUUUUACUUAAAAAUGAAGUUGAUUUGAUUGACAGAAAGACUAUUGCUUGCGAUCAUUGAACUAAAUGCCUUCCAUAACUAUAUGCAAUUUGGUCCAGCUGUAAAAAUAACCUUUAACAGAUUGAUUUGUUUUCAAAUUAAAGAAAUUUGUGUUCUAGAGCCAAUACUUUGAACAAUUCCUUUUUUACAAACAAGUCUUCAUAUGAAAACUUUCUUUCAAAUCAAAUUUCUAAAUGGUCAUUACAGUAUUUGUCAAAUUCAGCAACAAGAGGUCCAAGUAAUAUUUUUGAAAUUUUAUGAGAAAAAAGCAGCAAGAUUGCCAUCUUCAAUAAAAUUGUUAAUUCCAAGAAACGAAUUAUCAAGCGACACUGGAAAAUCUGACGAUACAGAAGAGUUGAUUAUAAGACCAGCUGAACCGCUUAAGUUAAAUUUUAUAAAUCCAUAUUUCGAACAUCAAACGACAAAUUUACAACGCCAAAGUACCAAAUAUUCCUGACUACAACAAACAUCAGUUUCAUUGAUUUCUUCGUUGGUAGUCGAAAAUAAAUUUUAAAAAUGUUUUGGAAGUUGUUCAUCUCAAGAUUAUAAGACUUAAACUCUAAGAUAAUUGAUUAUAAAAUUGAACAAAAACUUGAAAAAACUCGCAUGAGUAGUAUAAACCAAAGGCGGUUUGGAAAAAUUUAAAUAGAUGGUAAAAUUUUGAAGAAAAGCUGCUUCAAGUACGCCUUGCAAGAAAACAAAAAAUAUAUUGACUGCUAAACGAAUUACAACCAACGGCACUAUGUAGCUGAAUUUUUCACGUCUCCAAGGAUUUAAUCUCUAAAUUCCCGCUAGUUCAUCCCAAUCUAAUUUUCAGGGAAAAAAAGUCCAGGCGCCGUUAGGAAAAUUAAAUUGAAAAGUGAUUUAUUGCGACAAUUUAUUUUACGCGUUCUGGUUUCCAAAUUGGCGCCCCAGGGAAAAAAUGAAAGGGGCAACUCGGGCAAAACAAGAUGUAAAUCCGUCUCAAUUAAUUUCUCUAAAUAUUUCCGCCUCCAGACACAAAGCAAUCCAGUUCAGUUCAAUCUACUCUGUGGCGAUAAAAAAUUAAACCUGCGUCCAAAAAUUCCUUAUCUUUCUGGUCUCAACUUCGAUCAGUUCUCGUCCACUUUCUUUUUCUGAAGACCAAAUAGAUGAUUACAAUCAGUCUUUUGGCAGCAGUCUUUGAAAAAGAAAAUUAUUGAGUGUAUAACACUCUCGAUUGCUCUUUCAAGCUGUUUCCCCUUUUAGCCCGAUCAAAGACCCCGCAAUGUUUUAUCUUACCCUUCCUUCCGAACGGAUGUUCUCCUUCCCACUGGCGAGUUUUGAUGAGCGAAACACAAAAAGAUGUCUGAAAUUCUCUCCUGAGACAGGCGAUAUUAGCAGGACAAUAGCGCUACUUAACCACCCACUUAAUUUCUGAUCCACCAACCCUUCCCACUUUUGCAGCGCAGGGUUAAUUCAAUUCUUGGAAACCAAAACUUCCCAGGGGAGUAUCAGGCUCAAUGACAUAGUAAUUCUAUUUCCCACUCAAUAAUAAGAGCCCUGAAAAGUAAUCAAGAGAAAUUGUGCCAGAGCCUCUUAGCUCAUCUUCGCGACGGCUGAACCCAAUUUCGCCAAUUAAAACACAAUUACGUCAGACUUGUAAAUUCCUCCCAAGUCAUUUCAACUUGAAUAGUUUUUACUUGUUCUCAGCUGAAAGUUAAUAGGAAACUAAAUGGUAGUUCUUAGCGGAAUGUCAAAAUUGAUCUGAAAAAGAAUUAGUUUGGAAUUGUGCUUCCAUUUUAUGUGCGAGCAAUCAGCUCACUUCAGCCGUUAUUUCGCUCGAAUGUAUAAUUCUUUGACAGUCGCAGAAGGCCAAUCUUCUAAUUGUUAUUCACUUUAUGCUCCCGCUUAAUCCGAAUCCAAUCAAAUCAACUGCCGCAAUGACCGCCUUAUCAAGCUACGCAACCACUGCAGUUGUGACUCCAAAAGAAAAGCCCGUGCAAAUCGUUCUCGAUUCACGGGGUGCAAUGAACACUGAGCACCUCGUGAAGAACGAACAAGAUGAACAAGAAAGAGUGAAGAAAAUUUGGGAGAAGUGGAGCAAAAAGAGAUCGAAGAAGCCAAUCAAACUCAACAUGUGCCUUGACUACUUCAGCAAUUACAACUUCACAGGACAAUCUCCGAGUUCUUCAAGCAAAGAUCUCGAAGAACUGACUCAGCACUUUCUCUUGAGUAAGCAUCCUUACAUAUGCGUCAAACGUCUCCGCGGACUGAAAACUCUGCAAGUCUCGGGUAGCUUCACUCAUGAGCUUGACCAGCUGAUCUAUUUGGGCGACCUAUUCUCGAUCAUUCAGGAAAACGACGGCCUUUCAGUUUCAUACUGCAAAACAUUUAGUCUUCAGCUAGCACACGCUAUAGAUUUCAUACACAAAUUAGGGCUCGCUCAUCGGAAUAUAAACACCGAAAACAUAUUUGUAUUCGAACGAGAAAAGAGUCCGUUAAUCAAGCUGUCAUGCUUCGACUACGCAUGUGCCUUAGGAUCUUUAGACAGUACAGAUCUAAUAAUCAAACGAAGACUAAAAACAAACCCAUUUGCUCCGCCAGAGCUGCAGACUACACUGUUAAAUGGUUCAAGGGAUAUUCAGUCAGGCAUUGCUUCCACGAAAGAAGAUACCUGGGCAUUUGCAGUGGUUGUGUUCUGUAUGAUUACGAACCACUAUCCCUGGAGGUUUAGCACAGACAGGGACGAACAUUACCAGUCAUUUCGAGACAAAGUACUACGCCCACAUAACAAUCAAUAUGAAUCAGCCAUCCAGCCCAUAGUGCCAUAUCCAUGGAGUGAAUUCUCCAAACCUCUUCUGGAGUUCUUCCUGUCUUGUUUGCAACACAACCCAGUUAAACGGACAGGAAAACCAACUGACGUUUUCACUUUAGUGUGCGAUUACUGGCUCAAGACAGGAGCAAUUUCGCAAUUUCAUAGUCAAUGAUAUGGUUAAAAUAACUUAGAUAUCAGUCAGAUCAAUUUACAAAUUAAUUUUAAUCAAAGUAGCUGCUAACAAUUAUUAGCAAACCAAUUUGUUCCGA